AAGUGGUUGCUACCGGUCUUUUUCCGGUUCCGCCCGCCGCGGCGUCACUGGCAUCCCGAGUCUGGGCCGUCUCGGAAGGAGAGGGUGGAGGCCGCGGCCAGCUGGAGGCGCAGUCAUGCCCCGGUAUUACGAGGACAAGCCGGAGGGCGGCGCGUGCGCUGGCGUGAAGGAGGAUCUGGGCGUGUGUCUGCUGCAGUCUGAUUGCGUGCUCAAGGAAGGAAAAUCCCCCCGGCAGUGUCUGAAGGAAGGAAACUGCAAGGCUUUGAAAUACUCAUUUUUUGAGUGUAAGAGAUCAAUGUUGGAUGCCAGAUCAAGAUUCAGGGGAAGAAAAGGAUAUUGAUACUACUAUGUUGAAACCAAGAUGAAAACAACAAAGGACUCUGGUCAUUAAACCAGAGAAGCCAAAAUAAGAAACAUACUUUUUGUUACAUCUGUUCAGGUGGACCAGUUUUUUCCUCCAUGAAACAAGAAAAUGGAUGAGUUCUGGUUUCCAGUAGGUAUAAAUGAUUCUCUUGCUCUAAGUUAUUCUUAGAAUAAAAAUUUAAUUGAAUAGUUGUGAGCUGAGAACAUAAUAGAUGUGUUUUAAGAACUGUUCUGAAGCACAGGGAAUGGAAAGAUUGUUAGUUUCCACUGACUUCUCAACCAGAUGACACAAUUUGUGCAUCCUUUGUCAGUACUGUGGAGGCCAGGGGUGGGACCGUGAGAAUCAGCAUGCAGCCUAAUGAGAAAAUAUCCGUCUGGAAGGUGUAGGCUAAAACUUUCUUUUAUUCAGAUUGUACUAUUUAGUUCCAAAAUAAAUUGUGUUUGACUGCUUGGUGAAGAAAUGCUUCCCCUGCACUGAUUCAUUCAGUAACAACCUCGAAACAUUAAUGUCACUCAUUAGGCAAAGCUGGGACUAUGCAGCCAGGCCUUCUGGCCUCCCUCUCCUGAGUUUUUUUCUGUUUCCUGACCUCAUUUUCAGGCUGGCCCUCUCUCCAAAAUGGGGAAGAGGCCAGUGUCCCGUCCCCCGCCGCCGCCCUCCCCCUGCCCCCCCGCCCCGCCAAAGCACACAUCCUUAAAGUCUCCUAACCAAAAAGAAGAAAGAUAACCUCCUUUUCUGGGGUCCACUAAUCAGAUCCCACAAAAGGACUCAUCUUCUCUGGAACACCUGCCUUUGAAUUGGACCAGUCCCUGUGGGAAAAGGGGCAGGACCCCAUGGUCUUGGCCAGGGCUGGGUCUUAUGCACUGUAUUUGGUGAUUCAUGGCAGAAUCACCUUGGUUGAGUGGUGGGUCUUAUCCUAAAAGGAAAGGAUUCAGAGCAAACUGAAACAGUAGGUGUUGACUUCAGAAGGCAAGACUGAAAAUUAUGAAAUACUUGAAAAAGUUUAGAAUCACAGUGAUUUUAUUCCAGUCACAUAAUACAGUAGAGCCAUAUAUGAAUCCGAGUUUCCAGUUUUAUUUUCAGGAUUGAAGAAUGAUGGAAGAGCCAUUGCUUCUUCAUAGGUCUGCAGUUCACUGGAGUUAGAGCAAUCAAGGUAUUCUGUAGCCCUUUGCUUUCUUAAAGGUUCACCUAAAGUGAAAAUUCUACAUCUGCACUGGUCCUUGUUGCAGAACAUCACUGAGGUCUAUUUUAUAUAUUAUUCAUUGGGAAAGAGAAAAUGAUAGAUUUUUUUCAAUAACUUGUAUAUUAAGUGCCACAACUUUUAUUAAAAGUUAAGUUUGUUAAGAAACUCAAAUUAUGUUAUAGAGCCCUAUCUUUUCUUAGUUACAGCUUUUUUGAGAGCUUCAUUGGGAGAAAUUCAAAUACCUUAAAAUUCACUCUUAAAGUAAAAAUUCAGUUUUUUUCUCUUAGUAGUCACAGAGUCAUGAAGCCAUCACCACUGUCCAAUUCCAGAGCAUUUAUAUCACUCCAGAGAGAAGCCCUAUCUCCAUUAGCAGGUAUUCCCUUCUCUCCUUGGGUACCCCAGUUCCUAGCAAUCACUUAUACAUUUUCUGUCUAUAGAUUCACUUAUUCUAGACAUUUCAUAAACUUAGAAUUAUGUAAUAUG
This is a messenger RNA of Cervus elaphus (red deer), 2027 nucleotides long. Its product is annotated as cytochrome c oxidase assembly factor 5. Gene Ontology annotation, biological process: mitochondrial respiratory chain complex IV assembly. The transcript is spliced from 3 exons. Bases 116 to 340 code for a protein of 74 amino acids. NCBI's taxonomy places the organism in Eukaryota, Metazoa, Chordata, Mammalia, Artiodactyla, Cervidae. Gene Ontology annotation, cellular component: mitochondrion. The record is from RefSeq and is a predicted model, not a curated record.